AGCAUCAGAAUCAGAAUCAUAAUCAUAAUCGGAAUGGAUGAUGCAAAACCCAUUUCCAUCUGUGAAGAGAAGUUGGCAGUUUCGAGUGCCUCUCACCUUACACGGCCUGAACUUCUGAAGCGUCGUUUGCGGAACCUCAACCAACUUUCCAAAUGCUACAGAGACCUCUACUGGUCUCUCAUGGAGGACCUCAAAACCCACUACAGACGCUACCUGUGGGACUAUGGUCUCUCCCCUUUCAAGGACAAUGAAGCCACUGCCGAAAAUAACAACAUUAAUAAUUUCGAUGUUUUCAACAAUUACAUGUGUGCUUUCCUCGCUUGUAAGCUCAAGCCAAUGCCAUUGACCACCUUUUGCCAUUUGCAUAUCCUUUCUGAUUCCAGCCAGAAGCUUUAUAAGCCUUGCAAUUACGUUAUCAAAAGUGCACAAGCUGGGCCUAUAACAUGCGGAAAACCUAUACUGAGAUCCACUGUUCCAUCUCUCUGCAUUAGCCACUUUCAAAAGGCUCAGAAGCAUCUCACUAGGACCUUGAAGAGGAAUGGUCUGAAUAUUUCCUCAACAAGUAAAAUGGCUCCUAAAUUUCAUGUCAUAGUGACAGAAUAUGUUCAUCACAUUCAAGUGAAAAGAAGAAAGGAACUAGGGGGAAACAAAAGUAAAAUUGUAGUUCAGAAAGACAAUGAUAGCUGAGCACUGAAGAAGUGGAUGCAAACAUACUCUCUUAUGGUAUAGAAGUCUAUGUUGAGACAAAUACUAGAGGCCAGAAGUAUUUCUAAUCGAGCGAAUGCUCUUGUAGGAAAAGACGUGGCUGGCAUAUGUGUUGCUAUUCAGUUAGCAAUGGUUAAUUUUAAAUAAUAAAAUCAAACCAAAUCAUUGAAUAGAAAUCAGCCAGGUAAGGUCAUUCCUAAUUUGGUUUUCGUAAUGACUUUUGUUAACAUUUAUCAUUACUUUUUCUAAUAUUAUA
Gastrolobium bilobum is the source of this 961-nucleotide messenger RNA. RefSeq lists its product as uncharacterized. The transcript is spliced from 2 exons. Bases 34 to 687 code for a protein of 217 amino acids. The record is from RefSeq and is a predicted model, not a curated record. NCBI's taxonomy places the organism in Eukaryota, Viridiplantae, Streptophyta, Magnoliopsida, Fabales, Fabaceae. Gene Ontology annotation, cellular component: NSL complex.